AAUAACCAGGAUGCAAGCAAAAUGAACCGAACACUCUGAAAACGACUAUAGUAAAAUGAUGCAUGUCAUAGCAUACAUUUGAUUAAAUUAUUUGCCAACUAUUUAGGCAAGGCUAAGUACUUAAAAAGGAAGUUUAUCCCAUAACCAUAAAAAAGCCCCCUAAUACUAUUUCACUUUCUUCUUUGUUCUUAGCCUAAUAAAUAGCCUCUAGAAACACACCAAAAAACCAAAUCCACCCCCACCCCCAACACACAUCAAAUUCUUCCAACAAGCAUCUCAUCUCAUGUUUAUACUUAUUCCAAUAUUCAAAUCCUAAAAUGGGUCCAUCUCAAAUUCCCAAAAAAACAUUCUCCAUCCUUUUCCUAUUUCUCUCUUCAUUUUUAUUUCCCAUUAAUCUUGUAUCUUCAUCAUCUGAACAACUUACAAACUUUGUAUACAAAGGCUGUGCUAACCAAAAAUUCCCAUCUGGGUUUUACUCACAAACACUAAACACCCUUUUUAACAACUUGGUCUCACAAUCUUUAACCACAAAAUUCUACAAAACCACAGCUGGUAGUGGCAGUUCAGCAAUUUCUGGUCUUUUUCAAUGCAGAGGUGAUCUUUCAAACUCUGACUGUAACAAUUGUGUCAAGAAAAUACCAAACAUGUCCCAAAAACUAUGUGGAGAAUCUAUAGCAGCAAGAAUUCAGCUCAAUGGGUGUUAUUUAAGGUACGAGGUUGCUGGGUUUCAGACAGUGGGACCCACUGAGUUGCUGUUUAAAGUUUGCGGUUCAACUCAGGCGAGUGGAACUGGGUUUAGUGAUAAGCUUGAGACUGCGUUAGGAGAAAUAAGUAAAGGGGUUUCGAGUGGGAAUGGGUUUUAUGCAGGUGGGUAUCAGUCGGUUUAUGUGUUGGGUCAGUGUGAAGGUGAUUUAGAGAGUGGGGACUGUGUGAACUGUGUGAAAAAUGCUGUUGGGAAAGCUAAAAGUGAAUGUGGGAAUUCUAUUUCUGCUCAUAUGUAUCUGCAACAGUGCUAUAUUAGUUACACUUAUUAUCCUAAUGGUGUGCCCGGUAAAUCACUUUCUCCAUCAGGAACAAGGCAGAGUACUCAAAAGACAGUGGCUAUAGUCUUGGGUGGAAUGGUUGGUGUGGGUUUAGGAGUUGCUUGUUUGCUAGUUACAAGAUCAGCUUUCAAGAAAAAAAGUAAAUCAAAGUAUGGUGGAGGAUGAGGUUAGUAUUACACAACUUUUGACUAUUUUCAAUUGUUCUUUGAGUUCCUAAGAAUAGUUCCAAUGUUCAUAUUGGAACUCUUAAAAGAGAAAAUUGGUGUAGUUCUUAACAAUAGAAAGAUUUAUUUAUUUGUUUGUUGAUAUCGGUGGUGUUCGGACUAGCCUAUGCGCAUGUUGAUUAUUCUACUGAAUACUUGCUAUCAGUGUCGAUCAAGGCUUAAGCAGAUGGAGAAAAAUCAUCUAGCAUUUUUUGCCUCUCGUAGAAUUUGAACUCUAGUUUCCCUGACUUUUCAUCCCCACUUCUUUGAUUGUUAGGCCACAUUCUUGGAUACACAAUAAUUGAAAGAUUUAUGCUUAAUAUUCAGGGCAAAAU
This is a messenger RNA of Nicotiana tabacum (common tobacco), 1581 nucleotides long. Lineage: Eukaryota; Viridiplantae; Streptophyta; Magnoliopsida; Solanales; Solanaceae. The record is from RefSeq and is a predicted model, not a curated record.